UUUGUGUGUUUAUGCCUGCAUGACCGUGUGUGUAUAACUUUUGUGUGCAGGUAUGAAAUAAUCCUGAAGCAGAGUGUGGGGACAGAGGAUCUGUUUUUGGGCUUGAACGGAAAGGACCCGUCCUCCAUGUGCUGUGAAGCCAUGCUGGUGAAAAUCAAACUACCAGACACUAAAGCAACAGAUGUAGUCCUGGAUGUAAAAGAGAAGUUCCUUGAUCUACGGACGCCAAAAUAUAAACUGGGUCUACAUCUCCCACAUCCGACCCACAGCCACGGGGGAAAGGCUCAGUUCUUCAGCGAGCGGGAGGAACUGGAGGUAACUCUCCCAAUGAAUCGUCCCAUGGAUUUUAUCAACAUGCAAUAAGAAGGAACGCUAUUACAAAGAUGCAGAGUUAGACAUGAAGCCGGUCCACAGAGGAGAUGACGCAGGCAUCUUUUAUGGGUCAAAGAAAAAGGUGGUCAGAGAAAUGGUCAGCAUAUGCAUAACCUGUUUGUAUUUUGACAUUUGUUCCCACUGAUGACUAUUAAAAUGUCUUUCUAAUAAA
Micropterus dolomieu (smallmouth bass) is the source of this 544-nucleotide messenger RNA. Its product is annotated as dynein axonemal assembly factor 6-like. The record is from RefSeq and is a predicted model, not a curated record. Gene Ontology annotation, molecular function: dynein intermediate chain binding; protein-folding chaperone binding. Gene Ontology annotation, cellular component: cytoplasm. Lineage: Eukaryota; Metazoa; Chordata; Actinopteri; Centrarchiformes; Centrarchidae. The transcript has 3 exons. Gene Ontology annotation, biological process: flagellated sperm motility; axonemal dynein complex assembly. The annotation marks the transcript as partial.